Lactuca saligna is the source of this 405-nucleotide messenger RNA. The record is from the annotation of a GenBank genome assembly. Lineage: Eukaryota; Viridiplantae; Streptophyta; Magnoliopsida; Asterales; Asteraceae.
AUGCGUCAACGUGCUCUACGAAGUCGUCUUCCUUUCACUUUUACAUCUGAUAAAGAAACUGAUCAGGCUCUCAAGCCUUUCGAUGAGGCUCAGAAUAUUACUUCUCCAGGAGAUGUUCCCGACUCUACAAAUGUUUCGGAUGAUCCUCCUCCGAAUUUCACAUGUAAAGAAGCUCUUAAUCAUCCUAUUGAUGAUGAUCUCUCCAAUGAGGUCAUGUUUGAAGAUAACAACACAAAAAUUAUUGCUAUUUCGAUCCCUUCCUCUUUCAACUUUCUAUAUAAGCCCUCCUCCUCGAAACUAUUUUACAAUUUUGGUCUCUCUUUAUCCUCUGAGGAAUCCAAAGAAGAAGAAAAUACUGAAGUGAACAAGCAUUGCUCUCCUAAAGUUACCUUGGAAAGUGAUUAA